Anolis sagrei ordinatus is the source of this 2273-nucleotide messenger RNA. It is a transcript of the gene PCDH12, whose product is annotated as protocadherin 12. NCBI's taxonomy places the organism in Eukaryota, Metazoa, Chordata, Lepidosauria, Squamata, Anolidae. The record is from RefSeq and is a predicted model, not a curated record.
CUUUCUUAAGAUGGUUUGUUAAGUACAUGGAGGUGGUUGAAGAGAGAGCCACUCUACCAUCAGAGAGAGACCUGAUUUGUAUUAUUUUUGCUUCCAAGAAUAUGGAUCAAUGUGGAAUUCACAUCUUGGAUAUCACUGACAGUUUGCCUCAAAUUCUGGCACUGGAAUUAGAGGUACCAGAAAGUGUGUUGUUAGACUGAGCCCUGAAGCCAGAUGCUGGCUCUAAUACCUUCUGUUCCGACUUCCUGUUAUCCAGUGAGAAUUUUGUCUCGGAAAUAACAGCUGGUUAUGACAACACUUGCUUGGCAGCGCUGGUGGCAGUUAAAGAAGUGGAUUGGGAGCUCAACCCUCCUGAUGUAGGUGUUCAAGACAGAGGCCAUGAUAGGAAUCCCAUUCCAGCACAUCGCAAAAAUUUGGUGGGGAUUCUGGUCCAAAUUGGGCAUUGCUGCACAAUAUUCAAAACGGCAAUGAAACUGGUGUCUGAAGAGCUGCACUGCUAGAAGCCUUGUCGUGAAUGUGACCUGAAACUAUCUGUGAGUGACCAAGGAGAGGUGCUGCUCUACCCCAGCUUCCGGGUGAAGAUAAUAUUUAGUAGACAUUGUGAACAUAUGCUGGAUCCCUUUCCUGUAUCUCAGCCUGCCUGUAGUAGUUGCUUGCAUUUUCUCUGGUCAGCAUGGGCUUGAUUAUGUCUUUGUGUAGAAGGGAGAAACCUGGUACUAUGGCCUACAACUGCCGGGAAGCAGAACAAGUGUACAGCCAACAGCUGCUGAAGAAGCCUCCCAAACCCAUUGAGAAAGCAGACAUCUGUAUAGUGCCCGUAUUGCGGCAGGAAGAUGCAAAACAACUAGGGGCUGAAGUAGAGGCUCUGCCAGAAACUGUUUGGACCGAUUGUUUGGGAAAGACAUGCCACAUGACUCCAACUCUGUACAGGACCCUGAGGAACCAGCAAAACCAAAUCAGCUUUGUUGAUCGAAGCGAACGAUUUGCUCUCCCUGCUAUGCAUGUGCAGAACAAGCCUUUCCCUGCUCUGAAGACUGGAAAUCCUUGUGGCCAGGAUGUGCAGCCCACUGGCCAAAAGGGCUAUUCUGUUUCCUGGCCCAAGGGCCCUAUAACAGAAAUUACUCCACAAUGCCAAGGCAGGCUGAUUCCCAAGGCAAGCCCAGAGGAAGCUCACAGUCGCCGACACAUCUUGAAGAGCCUGGUAAGGCUCUCCAUGGCUGCACUUGCCGAACAAGUCCCUGGAGGACAGUUAAGCAUCGAAUCAGCCCCUGUACAGCAAAUCUCGCAGCUGCUGUCUCUUCUGCAUCAGGGCCAAGUGCAGCCUAAACCCAACCACCGAGGGAAUAAAUACACUGCCAAACACGUCUGUUGUCGGAACCCUCACCCAGAUGCAGAGCAUCUCAUAACUAAGGAGAGCAACGAGAAUAGACAUCAUGACCUGGACCUACUAGGAGAAGAACUUGGGAAUCUUUUAGAUUGUCCAUCAGGGCUUGGCCUGGACCGGCAGACUGAAGCAGACCCAGCAUGGAUGAGCAGGCUAUCCAUUCCUCUCUCAGUUGACUACAAGGACAAUGUUGUCUCUCCCAGUGCUCUACUGUUUCCAAUAAGUCAGGAAACUACAAACAGAGACGAACCCCACACUUUUGAGACCUUUGGCAAAGCAAAAGGAUGCAAACUGAACACAGCCGAGCCGAGGCUGGCAAGCACCUUCCUCUCCGAAAUGGGCACUCUGUUUGAGAUGAUUUUGGCUCAGAAUCCCAGACCUGAAACUGAUUCGUCAUUGGGCUUCUUGCAGCAAAUGUCAAUAUGUAACAAAACCCUAGACCUGGAUGGAGAUGCUUUGGGAGCCAAGAGUAACAGACCUUUGGGCCACAGAACAUGUUGAAAAAAAGUUCUCAGUACAAAGGUAUCUUCAUGUCCCCUAGCUGCACCAGCAAAGAUGUGUGAACAAAAGUGCAUGCGCCUGCAUGAAAAGAAGCACAUGGAACAACCUUAAGACAUAGUCAUAUAUAUGCCAAAUCUUUUGCUUUCCAGGUACUGUCAGCCAGUCUGCCAAACUUAAGAAAUACCUUCUUAACAUGGAGUGAAAACUGCAGAGAUUCUAAUUUCAUUUCCUCACAAAACUAGGCUAUAGGAAAAUUUGUGUGGGAGGUUCUAGCUAUUGUGUUGUCGAAGGCAUUCAUGGCUAGAAUCACUGGAUUGCUGUGAGUUUUCCAGGCUGUAUGGCCAUAUUCCAGAAGCAUUCUCUCCUGACGUUUCACCCACAUCUAUGG